Molecule: messenger RNA, 1867 nt
Organism: Lacerta agilis (Sand lizard)
Lineage: Eukaryota; Metazoa; Chordata; Lepidosauria; Squamata; Lacertidae
Gene: CDK5RAP3
Product: CDK5 regulatory subunit associated protein 3
Exons: 14
Coding region: 105-1643 (512 amino acids)
Biological process (GO): regulation of cyclin-dependent protein serine/threonine kinase activity; regulation of mitotic cell cycle
Cellular component (GO): endomembrane system
Source: RefSeq, a predicted model, not a curated record
AGCACUAAUGCUACGUCCGUGCCGAUUGGCUGCUGGUGGCGCGGAAGGCCGGCGUUACGAAGAGGGGGGCCGGUGGCACUUUCACGUCGGACGCAGUAGAGACCAUGCAGGACUAUCAGAACUUGCCAAUUGACAUACAGACUAGCAAGCUGCUUGAUUGGCUAGUGGACAGAAGACAUUGUAGCCUGAAAUGGCAAGGCCAGGUUCGCACCGUACGUGAGAAGAUUGUCUCGGCCAUGCAAGACAUGCCUGAGAAUGAAGAGAUCAAACAGCUUCUCUCUGGUUCCUAUAUUCACUAUUUUCACUGCCAGCAGAUUGUGGAAAUCCUUAAGCGGACAGAAGCCUCCACGAAAAACAUAUUCGGUCGUUACUCUUCUCAGCGUAUGAAGGACUGGCAAGAAAUAGUAUCGCUGUAUGAAAAGGAUAACACCUACUUGGUAGAACUGGCCAGCCUCCUGGUGCGGAAUGUCAGCUACGAGAUCCCAUCCCUCAAGAAGCAGAUUAGCAAGUGCCAACAACUGCAGCAGGAAUACAGCCGCAAGGAGGAGGAGUGCCAGUUGGCGGCCGCCGAGACGAGGGAGCGCUUCUACAGCUCCUGCAAGCAGUAUGGCAUUACGGGGGACGACGUACGCCAGGAGCUUCUGGCUUUGGUGAAAGACCUGCCAUCACAGCUUGAUGAGACUGGGGCUGGUGCCAAGGGGCUUUUGGAAGCCAUCAACCUAUACCAGGCCUGUGUGCAGUUUGUGUGUGACAGUUCUGCAGAACAGGUUGUCCCCUUACUGAGGCACGUGCAGGCUCUGGGCAACACCACCGUGUACGAGUGGAGGAGAGGGGUGAAGCCAACCGCAGUGGAGCGGCCAAAGGUUGCGGAAGUGAAGGAAGCCGUCGAAGAGGAUGCGAUUGACUGGGGUGACUUUGGAGACGGAGCAGAGUCUGCGUCUGCCCCUGAAGUGGUUGAUUAUGGGAUCUCCGUUGGAGAAGGAAGUGAGGAGAUAGACUGGGGUAUUUCUCUGGAGUCAGAUGCCCAAGAGAGCAGCACUGCAGCCAUAGACUGGGGAGAUGGUAGUGAUGACGCAGCUCAGAUCGUGGUGUUGGAUGCUGGCAGUGAGGCCCCAGAGGGAAUUGCACGAGGACCUGAUGCUCUCACAGUCCUGGAGACCCCAGAGACCAGGAAUCAGUUCAUUGAUGAGCUCAUGGAGCUGGAGAUAUUCCUUUCGCAGCGCAUUGCUGAGACAAGUGAAGAGGCAGACAUCCUAGCUGUGAGCCAGUUCCAACUAGCGCCAACCAUUCUGCAAGACCAGACCAAAGAGAAGUUGGAGGCCAUGGUUGCAGUCAUCCAGAAUCUUCUUGGCCGGUUGACCAGCUUGAGAAUGCAACAUCUUUUCAUGAUCCUUGCCUCCCCGAGAUAUGUGGACCGUGUGACCGAGCUCCUCCGCCAGAAGUUGAAGCAGGCUGACCUGCUCCUCCUGAAGAAGGAGCUGAUGGUUCAGAAGCGGCAGGAGGCACUGGAAGAGCAAGCCAACCUGGAGCCAAAACUUGACAUUCUUGUGGAGAAAACCAGAGAGUUGCAGAAGCUGAUUGAAGCAGACAUCUCUAAACGGUACAACCAGCGACCUGUGAACCUGAUGGGUGCCUUCGUCUGACUUGUCCCCACAUGCAAAAUAUACCUUGGACAUCCCUUGUAUGGUUGCAGCAGAUGGCAUCAACCACACACCCACAACCAAAGGGAAGGGAGGCCAAUUGGUCUUCAGAUUCCAGGAGCGAGGGGCGGCUGGUUGGGGCGGCUUCCUGGACUUGUCCCGCAUAGAGCUUUUAACGCUUGUUAGCAGAUCCCCGAUGGAUAAAUAAAGCUGCUGUCUCCAUUCCA